This is a messenger RNA of Penicillium antarcticum, 471 nucleotides long. RefSeq lists its product as uncharacterized. Bases 1 to 471 code for a protein of 156 amino acids. Lineage: Eukaryota; Fungi; Ascomycota; Eurotiomycetes; Eurotiales; Aspergillaceae. The transcript is spliced from 2 exons. The record is from RefSeq and is a predicted model, not a curated record.
AUGGGCUCAUUCUACAAAUUCCUUGCCAUCGCGGCUCUGCUAUCAUCUUCCGCCUUGGCUCAAUCCCAAGACCCGGGUCCAUCUCCCACUGCUUCAAUUGGCUGUGAACCACAUGGAGACCAUUGGCAUUGUGAUGGACCGGCCUCGACUUCCGCCACUGACUCUGUGGUUUUAUCAACCGCAAGUGAUGUUGAAGUGACCACUACCUCAGCCGCCGACGCUACUACAUCAGCCAGUGUUACCCCCACGAUGCCCAGUCCUACCGAGUCUGUGGGCUGCGAGCCACAUAAUGACCAUUGGCACUGUGACGGCCCCCGCGAGACUUCCAGUUCCAGUUCAAGCACCUCUGCAAGUGCUUCUGCUAGCGCUUCUGCUGGUGCAGAAGAUGAGGAAAAUGGUGUCAGUGCAAGGGGUGUGGAGAUGUUGUUGCUUGUUGGGCUUUCUGUUGUAGCUGCCGGGUUAAAUGCUUGA